Messenger RNA from Paramecium sonneborni, 900 nucleotides. The record is from the annotation of a GenBank genome assembly. Lineage: Eukaryota; Ciliophora; Oligohymenophorea; Peniculida; Parameciidae.
AUGAAGAGAUAAUGUUAGGUAUAUUAAAGAAGUCUUGAAAUAAAAAUAAAUUGAAAGAGAUUUUCUGAUUGAACAAUAAUUACUUUUCUUUGCUGAUAUAUUUCGAACAGUUUGAUCCAAGAAAUAAAUAAAUUAUUAAAGUUCCUAGAAUAUUUGUUUUCGAUAUCUUAAAAAAAUAAAUCUUCUAUAAUUAAUUUGUAUUAAAAGCAGGAGAAUUGACUUUGGAUGAUGGAUUUUUAUUUCCAAACUCAAAUAAAUUCACCUAUCUUUCUGAUUUAAGUAUCUUAAGUACUUAAUAUGAUCAAGAGUUUUCAAAAAAGUCUUUUGGCAAAGAGUUAAUUUCAGUUUUCUUUUUUACUUUAGAUUAAAUAAAAAUAGUAAAUAUGGUUGAAUAUCCUAAAAUAUCAGAAAUAUUAGCAGAUACAGGUUCUAUUAUAACUUGGAAUCUUUCAAUAUCAUUUAUAGUAUCAAAAUAAAAUGAAAAUAUUUGCUUAUAAAAAACAUAAAAUGAAGUAAUUUAAAUGUAUUAUCAUGAUUUCAUUGAUUUUAAAAUACAAAAGAAUUGGUUAGGUAAAGUCAUUAGGGUGAAUUAUAAAGAAAAAGAGUAUGAUCCUAAAAAAUCAGAAGAAAUUCUAUCUAGAUUAAAUCAAAUUGUUAUUAAGAAAAUGAAUUACUUAAAUUUAUAAAAUGAAGUAGCAAUGUAAGUAUUUUUGAUCAAAUUAAAUUAGAUUAUAAUUAAUUUUAUAAGAACAUUUAGGAUUGCAAUAAAUUAAAAAAUAUUUAGAAUCAAAAUAUAAAUUAGAACUACUUUUUGAUAAGUUAUGCCACCUGAAAAAACAUCAAACUAAUAAAUAAAUUAGAUUAAAUAUCUUUUUAAUUGUUUAAGAAUAUUUUAAAUGA